AUGGCUGCCAUGGUGCUGCUGUUGGUCAAACCGAGGUGUGCUGUCACUGGUGUGCUGUCACUGGUGUGCUGUCACUGGUGUGCUGUUUCCAAGCGCCUGGCGCGAUCUCAGGUCCCUCUCGCGCGCACCUUGGGGGUAUCUUCUUCCCGCCGAUCAUGGCACCUAGUGGCUACAUACACACACACCCCCUCUCCGUCUCCUUUUUGAGGCGCCUUAAAAAUCACCAAGUGGCACACACACACACGCCUCUCCGUCUCCACGCGCCAUAGAAGGCCUUACUGUUUCGCAAGGCAUGCUCCAUCUCAGGCACGAGCACUCUUUUCAGCGCCUUGCCGCUGUUUCCGCUGAGUCCUUUUCUUAUGCCUGCGCUGACCGCGUUGGUCAAGACGCGACGACGGGGCUUUCACUGUACGAUCUUGUGGAUGUCGAGUCGAGAAUCGAGAUGCAUCAGCCAAUCUUUUAGAGCGCAUUCCUAUCGAUUGGUCGUUGGUCUCGGUGACUGAUUUCGGUGCCGAAGGCGUUGGUACCCUCCUUUCCUGUACAUCGCAAAAGCUAGCUGAAGGCAGGGAUCGCUGUUUCCGUUUCAGAAGGUCUAGGUUUCGGAAGGUCUAGGUUCACUCCCCUUUAAUAGUUCCCAACGGUUCCUGCGUUACAAAAGUAGCUUCAGUUUCGCGCAGCCUACCAGCGGCGAGUCCGCUCGGCGUUAUCCUCCUCUUACCCCAACCAGCUAAUUUUUUCGUAGCGCGUGCCUUGGCCAACCCUUUCCUGGCGAGCUUGUACUAGGGAGCGAGGAGCGAUUUCCUCUCACGCGUUCUCUCGCCCUCCAUCGAUCGCUAUGGCCCUUAGGGGAAGUAGACCGAAGCCGCCCGUAGUUAACAGGUUCUUACCCGCGCUACUCUCCCUCGCGAUAGUCUCCUUGGUAAUUUUCUCCGAUAUAGAGUCAGCACACGCAGGACGGUUUUUGACAGGGAAGGCGUUGGGCGGAGGAGGGGAUGGGGCUAGAGGAGGGGAUGGCGAUAGCGGCGGAGAUGGAGAUAGUGGAGGGGAUGGAGAUAGCGGAGGGGAUGGAGUAAGUGGAGGGGAUGAGGUCAGUGGGUCGUCAUCGCGUAUUUUAGACGAGGUGCUUGUGACUAAGGGCGCUCCUGUUCUUGUAUCGGUGCUCAACGAUGACGAGGAUAAAAAGGCCAAGGAGAAAAAGGCAAAGGAGAAGAAGGACAAGGAAAAGAAAGAUAAGGAGAAAAAAGACAAGGAGAAGAAGGCCAAGGAAAAGAAGGCAGCUGUUGAAAAGGACGCUGGUAAAGGGGACGCUGUUAACGGGGACGCUGUUAACGGGGACGCUGUUAACGGGGACGCUGUUAACGGGGACGCUGCUCAAAAGGAUAGUAGCGAAAAGCCCAAGGCUGAUUCAAAGGGGACCGAAGUGUCGCAGCCCAAGUCGCCAGACGUGUCGCAACCUACGUCGCAAGAGAGGCCAAGUUCGUCGUCGCCUGAGGGCGGAUCGAAGUCCGAGGCUCCAUCAGCAGGGAAACCGUCGCACAACGACGUACAGAAGGUCCCUAGCGAACAACCGCAGGAGUCGCAGGAUAACUCGGAAAAACCAGCGGAGAACCCCGCGAAGUCGACCGCUCCCGAAACUGCGUCAGAAGCAAAGCCCGCCGCUGGUAUAGACGGCGACUCAGCGCCGAAACCGGCACCGGAACCGGAACCGGCUCCUGAACCGGCAGCGGAACCGGAGCCGGCACCUAAACCGGCAGCGGAACCGGCGCCGGACUCCCUUGCGGGAGGAGAGUCAAAGCCAAUCCCCGCAGUUGGCGGCGAUUCCACGGCGAAUCCAGAUUCCGGUAAAGAUGGGGGAGGGGGAGAGGGAGGGGGAGGGGGAUCAGGGGGGAAUGGCGAGGAGGCUCCGCCAACCGAGGGGGGCGCGAGUCAGUCGGGCGACGAGGGCUCGACGGACGGCAAGGGGGUGCAGGAAUGGAGCGGAGGGUCGAAAGACGACGGAAAAGGUGACGGAAAAGGUGACGGAAACGUUGACGGAAGCGAUGGCGGGGAGGAGGGGAACGGCGGAACGAAAACGGCAGGGUUCAAGAUGAAAGGCGAUAAGCGCGCCGAUUCCGUCAAGCCCCAGAAGGUCGACGAUUGGUUCGGGAUUCACCAGAGCUACAGUGACGAGGCGGGGGCGCUUAAGACGGCUGACGUCAUCUUUUAUGGCGACUCGCUGACUGAGGGGUGGAGUGAGAAGUUUCUAGGAAGGCACCUCGGGCUGUACGCCAAUGUCAGCGGGGUGUUUGAUGCACUCAAGGCGUCUUUUGGCUCGGGGAGGGAGGUCCGGGCGUUUGGGAUAGCUGGGGACACAACGGACGACCUUAUAUGGAGGAUGCAGAAUGGGGAGCUCCCGUCUUCACUUAGCCUCUCGCUUGCAGUGGUCUCUGUGGGCAUCAAUGACGUUAUCGAGUCUGCCACAAACGGAUACACCGAUGCACAGGCAAUCGCAGAUAAGGUUGGCAAUGUGGUAACCACAAUUCACAGCCUACAACCCAGCGCAAAAGUGCUCGUCCUUGGCCUGCUACCCGAGGGUUAUCUGUCCAAGUCAACGACACCGGAUCCCCAGGUUGACCAAGUCAACGCCAUUCUUUCAACGUCAAUUCCAGAUGGCAAAACCACCAACUUCUUGGACUGUAAGGGAGCAUUCCUUAGCGAGGAUGGUCUUCUGCUUGAAGACCACUACAUUAAGGACUCGUUCCAAGUCCUCCAUCUGUCGCCAGCAGGCUACGACGCAUGGGCCCGCAGCAUUGCCCCACAAGUACAGACCCUCCUCGGGGAGAAGCCGCUAGGCAUGCCUGUAGCGCCUCUGCCAAAAGCUGGAGACGGCAGCAGCAGCCUCAACGACACUGCUGGCGACCCUCCUCCUCCGCUCCCAUCCUCCCCUUCUCCCUCCUCACCCUCCUCACCCUCACCCUCCUCCUCUCCACCCUCCUCCUCUCCACCCUCUUCCUCUUCUCCUUCCAACUCCUCCUCCCCUUCCAACUCCUCCUCCCCUUCCAACUCCUCCUCCCCUUCCAACUUCUCCUCCCCUUCCAACUCCUCCUCCCCUUCCAACUCCUCCUCCCCUUCCAACUCCUCCUCCCCUUCCAACUCCUCCUCCCCUUCCGACUCCUCCCCCUCCAACUCCUCCCCUUCCAACUCCUCCUCCCCUUCCGACUCCUCCUCCCCUUCCCCCUCCUCUCCUCAAACCGCUUCUCCUUCCCCCUCAACUCCUCCCACCAUCAACACCUCCUCCCCAGCCCCUGUUUCCGCAUCCAAAUCCCCAACCCCAGGCAAAACCCCCCCCACACAUUCUUCCCCCCUCCCUACGGCCAUCAUCCCAUCCCUCACUCCCCCAAAUCCCACCGCCCCCAUGCCAGACCCCCAAGCUCCCUCCUCUCCCUCACCCUCCCCUGAAUCACCUGCCGACCUCUCCCCCUCUCCACCCAUCUCCACCCCAACGCCUGCUCUGGAAGCUCCUGAUGAUGGCGGUUCGAAUCCCAAGAAAGACAUAUCUGGGGAUGCUGCUGGUGCGGGCACAGGAGGUGGUGGCACAACUGGUGCUGGUGCGGGUGCUGUUGGUGCUGCUAGUGCUGGUGUUGCUGCUGCUGCAGGAGCCACCACCACCCCUACAGGGCAAUCUGCAAGCAAGGCAGCAGCAGCAGGUGCAGCAGCCAGCUUCCAAAGGUGGCAGGUGGUGUUCACCACUCUUGUGAUCCUAGCGUGUACUCUAUCCCUGGGGAUGGUUUAAAGCCAGAAAGCUCAGCAAGGGUGAGAUAGUUGCAUGCAGGGCCCCUGGCUGUUCUAUAUUAGCAUGUAGUGCUUCCGGCUCCUGCAUUCGGCAGUGGAUGGUUGGUAAGCUGUGUUCUAUAUUAGGAUGUGCCCUUAGGUGUGUAGUGCUCCCCGCUCCCCCGCUCAGCCGGGCACGGGUGAGCCCUGUGCUCCAUGCCUUAGGAGCCUUAGAUAUCUUCGCAGUAAGUGGUUUGUGUUCUAUAUUAUGAUGUAGUGUUCUGCAAUGCAGAAAGUGUAAUGUGAUGAAAGUGCUCUUUUGUAUGUACUA
Molecule: messenger RNA, 4081 nt
Organism: Closterium sp. NIES-67
Lineage: Eukaryota; Viridiplantae; Streptophyta; Zygnematophyceae; Desmidiales; Closteriaceae
Source: the annotation of a GenBank genome assembly